AUGAUUUCCAGAUCAAAAGACAUUGUGCAAUAUGACAAGCCUAAUUCUCGACAAAAGCAAAGCAAUUCAUUUAGUAGAGGAUUAAAUCAAAGUGGAAGACCCACAACCAAUCAUACUUAACUUGACAUUAAUUAGACAGGGCAAAACUCAUCUAUUUUUGAUCUUCCAGAAAAAGUUAAAAAUUCUUUGGUCCACACUACUCAAGCAAAAGAUGAUUCACCAAGAAUUAAUUAAUUCGCUUACUUCACGAAUCAUAGUAAAAGAUCUUCGACUGGUACAGCCACUAUCCAUCAUCAUAAAGAUAACAGUGCGACUAGUAUUUAUUUGAACUAGCCUAGAGUAAAAAUAAGUAAGAACAAUGCAGCUUCAAAGAUUAAGUAAAAUAUUAGCAAAUAAUUGAUAAACUGA
Messenger RNA from Stylonychia lemnae, 408 nucleotides. Lineage: Eukaryota; Ciliophora; Spirotrichea; Sporadotrichida; Oxytrichidae. The record is from the annotation of a GenBank genome assembly.